Molecule: messenger RNA, 414 nt
Organism: Soboliphyme baturini
Lineage: Eukaryota; Metazoa; Nematoda; Enoplea; Dioctophymatida; Soboliphymatidae
Source: the annotation of a GenBank genome assembly
AUGUGUGCCGCGCUCGGGCCGACAGCCGCGAAGAAAGUGUUUGUGCUUCCGCGGUCGUUGCUCGCCGUUCGUUCGUUAGUUCGUUCGCUGCCUUGUCUCUUUGCCUCCUCUUUUCCGCACCGUUCAAACGCCAGGUGCAACAAAGUGCCGACGAAAGACGGCCAUCGGACUUGUGGCGACGGUGCCGACCUGUCGUCCGCAAGCACCCAUUACUACAGUAUUUAUGGUAAUUUUUGUUUUGACGAUGCGCAGGAUGGUCGAACGUUCGUGACGAGAGACGGCAGCGAUGCGAUAUCUGCACCGGAUAGCGUGGCGGCGCCGUACUGUAGGCGGCCGUGCGCAUCGCUUGCGUGGUUAGUGUCGAAGGUGGAUGGCGAUGGUGACAGUCGGUUGGACGUUGGGAUAAUCGGCUAA